Molecule: messenger RNA, 3992 nt
Organism: Sapajus apella (tufted capuchin)
Lineage: Eukaryota; Metazoa; Chordata; Mammalia; Primates; Cebidae
Gene: CLCN7
Product: chloride voltage-gated channel 7
Exons: 24
Coding region: 33-2276 (747 amino acids)
Biological process (GO): chloride transport; transmembrane transport
Cellular component (GO): intracellular membrane-bounded organelle; lysosomal membrane
Molecular function (GO): voltage-gated chloride channel activity
Source: RefSeq, a predicted model, not a curated record
CACCACGUUCUGCGCUUUUCCGAAUUGGACAGAUGAGCAACGUGGAGCUGGAUGAUGAGCUGCUGGACCCGGAUAUGGACCCUCCGCAUCCCUUCCCCAAGGAGAUCCCGCACAACGAGAAGCUCCUGUCCCUCAAGUAUGAGAGCCUGGACUACGACAACAGUGAGAACCAGCUGUUCCUGGAGGAGGAGCGGCGGAUCAACCACGCGGCCUUCCGGACGGUGGAGAUCAAGCGCUGGGUCAUCUGCGCCCUCAUCGGGAUCCUCACGGGCCUUGUGGCCUGCUUCAUCGACAUCGUGGUGGAGAACCUGGCCGGCCUGAAGUACAGGGUCAUCAAGGGCAAUAUUGAUAAGUUCACGGAGAAGGGCGGGCUGUCCUUCUCCCUGUUGCUGUGGGCCACGCUGAAUGCCGCCUUCGUGCUCGUGGGCUCCGUGAUUGUGGCUUUCAUAGAGCCAGUGGCAGCCGGCAGUGGAAUCCCGCAGAUCAAGUGCUUCCUCAACGGGGUGAAGAUCCCCCACGUGGUGCGGCUCAAGACGCUAGUGAUCAAAGUGUCCGGUGUGAUCCUGUCCGUGGUCGGGGGCCUGGCCGUGGGAAAGGAAGGGCCGAUGAUCCACUCAGGCUCGGUGAUUGCUGCUGGGAUCUCUCAAGGAAGGUCAACGUCACUCAAAAGAGAUUUCAAGAUCUUCGAGUACUUCCGCAGAGACACAGAGAAGCGGGACUUCGUUUCCGCAGGGGCCGCAGCCGGAGUGUCAGCGGCGUUUGGAGCCCCCGUGGGUGGGGUCCUGUUCAGCCUGGAGGAGGGCGCAUCAUUCUGGAACCAGUUCCUGACAUGGAGAAUCUUCUUUGCUUCCAUGAUCUCCACGUUCACCCUGAAUUUUGUUCUGAGCAUUUACCACGGGAACAUGUGGGACCUGUCCAGCCCGGGCCUCAUCAACUUCGGAAGAUUUGACUCGGAGAAAAUGGCCUACACCAUCCACGAGAUCCCUGUCUUCAUCGCCAUGGGCGUGGUAGGCGGUGUGCUCGGAGCUGUGUUCAACGCCUUGAACUACUGGCUGACCAUGUUUCGAAUCAGGUACAUCCACCGGCCCUGCCUGCAGGUGAUCGAGGCCAUGCUGGUGGCCGCCGUCACGGCCACGGUCGCCUUUGUGCUGAUUUACUCGUCUCGGGAUUGCCAGCCCCUGCAGGGGAGCUCCAUGUCCUACCCGCUGCAGCUCUUCUGUGCAGAUGGCGAGUACAACUCCAUGGCUGCGGCCUUCUUCAACACCCCGGAGAAGAGCGUGGUGAGCCUCUUCCACGACCCGCCAGGCUCCUACAACCCCCUGACCCUCGGCCUGUUCACACUGGUCUACUUCUUCCUGGCCUGCUGGACCUACGGGCUCACAGUGUCUGCUGGGGUCUUCAUCCCAUCCCUGCUCAUCGGGGCCGCCUGGGGCCGGCUCUUUGGCAUCUCCCUGUCGUACCUCACGGGGGCAGCGAUCUGGGCAGACCCCGGGAAAUACGCCCUGAUGGGAGCUGCUGCUCAGCUGGGUGGGAUCGUGCGGAUGACCCUGAGCCUGACGGUCAUCAUGAUGGAGGCCACCAGCAACGUGACCUACGGCUUCCCCAUCAUGCUGGUGCUCAUGACUGCCAAGAUCGUGGGUGACGUCUUCAUCGAGGGCCUGUACGACAUGCACAUUCAGCUGCAGAGCGUGCCCUUCCUGCACUGGGAGGCCCCGGUCACCUCGCACUCGCUCACUGCCAGGGAGGUGAUGAGCACACCGGUGACCUGCCUGAGGCGGCGUGAGAAGGUCGGCGUCAUCGUGGACGUGCUGAGCGACACGGCGUCCAAUCACAAUGGCUUCCCCGUGGUGGAGCAUGCAGAUGACAGCCAGCCGGCUCGGCUCCAGGGCCUGAUCCUGCGCUCGCAGCUCAUCGUCCUCCUCAAGCACAAGGUGUUUGUCGAGCGCUCCAACAUGGGCCUGGUGCAGCGGCGCCUGAGGCUGAAGGACUUCCGCGAUGCCUACCCGCGCUUCCCGCCCAUCCAGUCCAUCCACGUGUCCCAGGACGAGCGGGAGUGCACCAUGGACCUCUCCGAGUUCAUGAACCCCUCCCCCUACACAGUGCCCCAGGAGGCGUCGCUCCCGCGUGUGUUCAAGCUAUUCCGGGCCCUGGGCCUGCGGCACUUGGUGGUGGUGGACAACCGCAAUCAGGUUGUUGGGCUGGUGACCAGGAAGGACCUCGCCAGGUACCGCCUGGGGAAGGGAGGCUUGGAGGAGCUCUCGCUGGCCCAGACGUGAGGCCCAGCCCUGCCCAUGUGGGCACCAGCGCUGGCACCCUGGGCCCCUUCGCACCUCCUCCCGGAGUCACUGCUCUCUCGGCCCAUACCACGCUCCCCAGCAGCGGCAAUGGCGCACACCCUGCAGUUGGGCCGGGGGCGGCAGGCCUGGGACGGACUCUCGUGGGACUGACCCUGUUGUGGUUUCCACCCUUGGCGCCUCCCUGCGCAGGCCCAGCCGCCACCCUCGUCGCCUAGGUUCCUUCGCCUCUAGGGAUCAGCUGUGUGUGUGUGUGGCCCCCUUCGUGGCUCUCGGCCUCGGGAGCCAGCAGCAGGGCAUGAGACAGAGCCCUCAACCUCGCUGCUGUCCGGAGGGCCAUCCUGCUGCAGAAGGGCUCCUCUUGCCUCCACACCAGCGGACUUCCAGAUGUGAGCCGGCCUGGCCCACAGCCACAGGCUUGACCUUGUUUUCCACCAUGAGCAGACAGCCUGUGGUUCCUGAGCUUGAGCCACGGACUUGUCACGCCGGGGUUUGGAGGGGGGACAGAGAGCAGCCUCACAGCAUUGCCGCCACAGUGGGAGCUCCACGAGCACUCCCCAGCCUGCAUCUGACUUGAGGACACAGGCCCGGAGAACUGGGAUGACAGGCCCCGUGCUGCGGUGUCAGGAGCUGAGCAAAACCACUGAGGCCCUGAGCCCCACGCCCAGCCCUGCCUGGGUCCCCCGACCCCUGGAACUUGGAGUCUGAGCCCACACCCAGCCCUGCCUGGGUCCCCGAGCUUCAGAGCUUGGAGGUGCUGCCCUGUGGAACUGGCUGGGAAGGCAGGUCUCCUAGCGUGUGGGGACCCUGGCCGCAGCUCCUGUGUUUCCUGGGGUGGGCAGGUGUCGUACGCCUCCCAGCCCCGCCCCUGCCAGCCACCAGGUGCAAAUGCAGCAGGAAUCAGCCUCCUGCUGGCCUGGGAGGACAUCUGGCCCAGCCCAGGUGGCUAGAAGGGCUGGUGGGCACCAGGGCUGGGAAGCCCUCCGCCUGCCCACCUGAGGGCUCCUGGAAGGCUCCCUGCCUGGCUGGCUGGGCUGGGUCUGUGGUCACCGCAGGGCCUUUUCUCACAGGGUGAUAGAGGCAACCUCAGUGUCCCUGUUAGAGCCACACUGGUCCCUCUGUGGGGGGCUGGAUGUGGCCCCCUGCUAUGUAUUUCCUUCCCAGGGAGUGGGGCCUCCCCAGGAGCUGACGCCACACCCCCUGCUUAGCCCUUACAGGGCCCCAAAGUGUCUGAGUGUGUCGGGUCUGAAUGUGUGAAAUAAAUAAAUCCAGCAUCGUCCCUGCCACCCGCCCGGACCAUUUCUAACAGCUUGGGCCUUUCGGGGCCCUGGGAUUGGGGUGCUGGGUGGAAGGAGAGGCAUGAAAAACAGCGGUUGCAGCCACCUGGGCCGACAGGAUAGGAAGUGCCUGCCUCACCAGGGCACCAGCCAUGCCUUCUUCCUCAUCCCCGCCCCUCAGCCUGCCUCGGGGGGGCCUCUGGCUGGUAGGUCUGGGGGUGAUGCCAAGGUGCUGCCAGUGGAGGUGGGGCAGGGGCGGUGCCGCGGGUACCUGAGCUGCGCUGAAGCAAGGAGGAAGCUCGGGGCCUCUGCGGUGGCACCAGGAACUCGGGGCGGGGCUCCUUCGCAGUGGCUCUGUGCUGAGUACCUGGAAGUGAUAAUAUUGUGGAUGUAUUAGGUCACAUGAAACAAACCGUUAGGA